Messenger RNA from Hippoglossus stenolepis (Pacific halibut), 3995 nucleotides. RefSeq names its product E3 ubiquitin/ISG15 ligase TRIM25. Gene Ontology annotation, molecular function: protein binding. Bases 178 to 1872 code for a protein of 564 amino acids. Lineage: Eukaryota; Metazoa; Chordata; Actinopteri; Pleuronectiformes; Pleuronectidae. The record is from RefSeq and is a predicted model, not a curated record. The transcript has 7 exons.
ACACACACACACGCACACAACCCAGUGGGACGGCUCCAUUUUCUUGCUGCGUCAUUGCGCUUGGCACCUUCUCUUUGAACGCAGCUGGGCUUGAAGCAGCGUCGGUUGCUUGUUGUCGACUGUUUUCUCCUGGACUCGCUGCACAUUUGGGAACUAAAGCGGCUCUGAGCUCUCGUCAUGGCCGCGCUGGAGCAGUGUGACUUGUCUCUCAUGAGUCUGGAGGAUGAGCUGACCUGCAGCAUCUGUCUCAGCCCCUUUGAAUGUCCGGUGACCAUCCCCUGCGGACACAACUUCUGCCAGGGCUGCCUGCUCACCACCUGGACGGAGCCCUACAGAUGUCCCCAGUGUCGGACCCUCUUCCACACCAAACCCGAGCUGAAGAAAAACACGGUCCUCAGCACCGUGGUGGAGACCUUAAACCUGAGGAGGGUCAGGAGCGAGGUGAGCAUGUUAGCAGAGGAGAUGGAGACCAAGGAAGAGACCAAGGAAGAGGCUGUCAUACGCUGUGACACCUGUAUGGAAGCAGAGGCGGCCAACACCUGCCUCACCUGCAUGGCCUCUUUCUGCGAGGAGCACCUGCGUCCUCACCGGGAGAACCCGGUGUUCCGUCUCCACCAGCUGAUUGAGCCAGUCAGGGACCUGUUGGAGCACUUGUGCCCGGACCACCACAAGCUGAUGGAUCUCUUCUGCAGCCAGCAUGUCCGCCCCAUCUGCAGCCUCUGUCUCCAGCAAAACCACAAAGGCUGCCUCUUCACUUCUCAUGAGGAGCAGAGGAAGCUCAAAGAGUUGGACCUGAAGGACAAGUUGGAGUUUCUUAAUACAAAGAUUGUGCAUAAUGAGACCAUUAUGUAUAAAAUGAGGGACAUGGAGGAAAUGUUGAAGGUCUCAGCUGCCAACAAGAAGAAAGCGUUGGUAGUCGAGUAUCAAGAGAUGCACGACUUGUUGACUCAAGAGGAGAGCAUUGCUCUGAAUGCAGUGGAUCGAGAGGUGGAGACUGGUGAAACCAAAUUGAAGCUUCUCAUGAAGAAGUUCGCUGAGAACAUCGACCACAUGAGUGGGUCUAAAGAAUAUAUCAACAAUCUGCUUAGUCAGUCGCAAACACUGGCCUUCUUGCAGGUGUCAUGUAACCUGCCUGCAGCUGCUAACUCUGACCCUUACACCCCUCGAAUCCACCUGGACUCCAAGAAGGUGAUAGCCAGCGAGGCCUUUGCUGUGACCUUAAAGGAGCACCUGACUGAGCUGUUUAAACAGCCUGUUGAGUCCAGACUGCAGCUGAUUAAACCAGAAACUUCAGACAUUCCCGCAAACCUUGCAUGUGCAGAAAAAAGAAGUGAACUUCUGAAAUAUGCUUCAGUACUCACACUGGACCGCAAGACUGUCCACAAACGCAUCACGCUGACUGAGGAGUUUACUAAGGCCUCUGUGACAGAUGAGCAAGCAAACUACCCCAACUGCUCUCAACGUUUCGUCGUCUGCUCCCAAGUACUCGCCUCCAAGGGUUUCUCGAGCGGGCGCCACUACUGGGAAGUCCGACUGAGCUGCAACAACUUUAUCGGCAUUGGCUUGGCUUACAGCAGCAUUGACCGUAAAGGUCCCACCAGUCGCCUGGGCCGCAACGCCCAGUCCUGGUGUGUCGAAUGGUUUAACGUCAAGCUGUCCGCUUGGCAUAACAGCCAUGAAACCGUGCUGUGCGAUCCCAAUCCAAAGCUCGUAGGUGUGCUGUUAGAUUGUGAGGGGGGCAAGGCUACAUUCUUCAACGUGGCAGACAGGGCAUAUCCCUUCCACACGUUUGACUUACCUUUUGCUGAAGCAGUGUAUCCAGCUUUCUGGAUGUUCUCCAGUGGUUCAUCCAUUACUUUGUGCAAGCUGUAGGGAUGUGGAGUAUAUUGUCAUAAUUACACACACACACAAUCAGCCCCUUGAUGUCAUUACUGAAAUUAAUAUCACAAUAGUUACGUUAAACAGUUUGUCUAUAAAUGUAUGUUAAAGAAAAUUGAUAAUUAACAAAUGUAAGAGGCCGACAUGCUUCAAUAGCCUCCAAACUUAAAAGUAGAACCAUUGAGAAAUGUUAUUCUUUAAGUGAUUGUGAGGUUUCAGGAUGAUUAGCCUCACUCAUACCACUCUCUACACACUGUGGUUAGCUCUGCAUUCAACAAAUGAAAUACAGGAAUAUAUGGUUGUGGUAACUCUCCAGUAGUUUACAGAACUUGGAGUGUCACAACUGAUAUGGAUGUGUGGAGUCAAUAGCAUGCCAUAGCUGAAGUCAUUAGCUGUUACCAUACCCUACACCAGCUGAAGUUGUGGUUCUAAACUAGCAGAGCGUCUGUCUUUUUCGGUUUAAGAAACAUCAGAUUGGAUCAGUAUAACUUGCAUGUCCUGCGUCCAAGGUGACUAAUGCACUUAAGUGUUUCUUACAACUUUAACAGAACACACACAACUUCCUGUGCACUUGCUGUACAGCGUGCUUGUGCCUGUGUUAACCCUGAAGACUAAAUAUUACACACUGUAGAGUGGUGAUGAAUAAAGAAGUGAAUUCAUCACACAUGUCAGUCCAGUGUUGUGAAAUUAAGUCUGCAGGUGAAAGGAUUGAUAGUUUUGGACUGAGGCAGUCUAAGUUUCAUAUUGGUGAAUAAUGUUUUGGGUUGAUUUAAAGGCUUCAUCCAUACUACUAUGUUGUUGUUUGAAAACACCUCCACUCUGUUAAGGAGACAUCUGGCUUCCACACUGCUCUAGUGUUUAAGCAGCCAAAACAGAAGUUUGGAAACGCUGCUGGCCUGUUUUAGUCUGAAAACUCCAGGAUGGCGUUUUAGUCUGGAUGGGUAGAAAUGGAGAAUCUCUUAACUGCUUGCUGAUCGGGGCUGUCGGUCAAGAUGUAGCCUUCACUGAUGUGUCCGGCUCCUAUAACACUGGUGACAUUUAGUGGCUUGUUGCCUGUUGUGGCACCAAAGUGGUUGGCCAUUGUGCCUACGGAUCACUUGAAAUCAAAGCUUGUUCAUCCUGUUGAUGCUAAAUGCUGUGAAACCAAAAAUUGGCAUCAGCAGUAGACAUCUACAUACACAUCAUUACUGCAGCACAUGAGCAGUGAGGUUGGAACAUGGUUCAGGCUAAGUACUAACUUCUCUGCACUAAAUAGGUGCUGAAGACUGCAUUGUCUGAUUGAACUGAUAAGUGAGCCAAGGUUCAGAUAUGAUGGCCACUGUUGUGAAUCAGUCAGUUCACUGUUGGUCAAUUGAAAAGAUCUGUGAGCAUUGUGCCAGUGCACUUCAGGUAUGGACCUUUAUUUAUUGGGUCACCUGCCGACAUUAAAGGCUCCAUGCCUCACUGCACUGUUUGCUGUGGCAUGUCUUCACAAUGGUACAGAUGGCUUUGACAACCUAUGGAGAGCUUUACCACAGCUUUACUCAACUCCUCAUAUUGUGUUGACACUUCGGACCAAGCUAAAAUAAUAUGCAUUGCAUGGGUGUCGGGGAUCAGGGGAAUCGAGGGGCUUAUGUUUGUUUGUUUGCAACAUGUGUCCCAGUGUACUGGACUUAACUUUAGACAGCACACAGUUUGAGUGGACAGUGAAUCGGCCUGUCUGUAAUCCUUGUAUGUUUAAUUUCCCUGUGCUCGCUGUCUGUGAAACGGGUAAAAUGUUAAGUCCAGGUUCAUGAACUACAGUCAUAUCAGAGUAAAUAUAGUUGUGUAUAUGACAUGUAAAUGAUAUAUCACAUUUACUUUCAUUAACAUUUUUGUUACAAAUUAAUAAAUGUUCUUUUCUCUCUAACAUGGUCUUUUCUCUGUAAUAAAGUGAUUUAAGAAACAGACCUACAUUUUAGGAAAUAUGUUUUGCUCCUUUCUUAUCUACAGAUGACAUCAUCAAUAUUCAGUCGAAGAAAUAUACCAUUCACAGAAAUGAUCAGUUGAAGCAGUGUGCGACAAAGUAUCUGUAAUCAGAGCUCCUGGUACUUUGUGGCUACCUACUGUAAUUUAAAUAAAAACCAUCUAGAACUGGA